UGUUUAACUGCUCAGUAUGUUGAUGUUGAAUCUCCCCAGUAACACUUGGACCAUGGACAGCUUUUACAUGCUGUGUUUUAGGGAAAGUGGAUAAAAUUUCUACUGGGUGUUUGUAAGUUUGGAAUAUUAUUCAGUUUGAUUUGAGAGGAAAUAUUUUGUGUGUAUAUUAAUAUAAUAUUAAGUGUGACGUCUACGGCAGACCUUUUGGAAUUUUUAACCAUGCCCAACAAAGCCCAAGAGGAUGCUGUGAUUAACAUGAAGACGCUGGAGGGGUUUGCCAAGCAGCUUGGUUUUGAGUGGACAGUUCUGGCGUAUGAGCUUGGCUUCAGCAGAACUGAGAUUGGUCGAUUCCACACCAAAUCUACAGAGAAGAGCAUCCAGGCCAGGACCAUGUUGGAGAGCUGGUAUGAGAAGUCAUGGGACAAACCCAAUAAGACUAAACUGUUGCAAGACGGCCUGGAGCGAGCAGGCAGACGGGACCUGGCUGAGACCCUGCGCUGCCUCCACUGGGGCCACCAGAAACUGAGUCGUAGAGUGGAGCUUCCCUCGGCCUUUCCUUUUCUCAUCACAGUUCACAAGACCAUCCACAACCAAGAUGGACUACGCAGGAUCAAUGACCUCAAUCGUAGAUACACUUAAAUACACAUAAAUGCAUGUACAAUACAAAAUACUAUACAGGACAUUGUAAGUAAUGUGAGCAGCGCUGAAUAAACACAUUUAAAGCAUGUGUUUUUCUUGUUAGAUAUUAAAGCUUUAAAUAAAAAAAAAAUAAGACCUGUGUUUUAGUAAAAAUAUAAGGUUUGCUAUGCAAAUGGCAAGUGAAGAGAAAUAAAAAACAGGCAGAAAAUACUAAAGUCUAAGACGCCAAUGUGAGUAAUGUAUGAUAUUAUGCCAUCAUUCUUAUCAAACUUUAAUUAUAGAAAAUUAACAUAAAUAAUAUAAAAACCUGUA
This is a messenger RNA of Betta splendens (Siamese fighting fish), 951 nucleotides long. RefSeq lists its product as uncharacterized. Gene Ontology annotation, molecular function: protein binding. The transcript is spliced from 3 exons. The record is from RefSeq and is a predicted model, not a curated record. Gene Ontology annotation, biological process: signal transduction. NCBI's taxonomy places the organism in Eukaryota, Metazoa, Chordata, Actinopteri, Anabantiformes, Osphronemidae. The coding region runs from base 220 to 639 and encodes 139 amino acids.